Messenger RNA from Protopolystoma xenopodis, 645 nucleotides. NCBI's taxonomy places the organism in Eukaryota, Metazoa, Platyhelminthes, Monogenea, Polystomatidea, Polystomatidae. The record is from the annotation of a GenBank genome assembly.
AUGACCUCAGCUAUUUUAUCCAUACCCUCGAUCGGUCUGUCUGUCUUUCUGUCUAUAUUUAAAACAUAUGCUAACUUUUUUUGUCCCUACAUCUUUUGGCUUUCUUCGCCUCAUCUGCGAUUCUUUUCUUCCCACUUUUCUGUGUAUUUUGACGCAUCAAGCAUCGAAUCCACUCCUACCGGCACCCAUGAGACCUCGGAACUUGACGAAGAGGCGUUAGGAGAGCCUAUGGAUCAGCCGAACUCUUCCGAGAUAGCCGUAGUUUCUGUCAGCUUGGAAAAGUGCUUGCGCUCACAUACAACUGUCUCGGAAACCUAUCUACAGCCCAGCCACCGCCCAAACCGCCAGCCUUUGGUGCCGCGGCGAAAGUUGCCCGAAAUACGCAACCUACCUGAGGACGCGAUGUUCCGAUUAACCGGUCGUCAUGGCGUCAACCUGGCCGGCGCAUGUGUGAAGAAGCGCUCCGACUCUCUGCAGGUUUGUGAAAUAGGCCCAUUCCAACUGGGGCAUGGUUACGCGGAUAGACGAGAGGAUGGUGAUAGCACACAGGUUGCCGUGGCGUUGAGUGUGGCGCUCACGAAGAGUCACUCGACUGUUCGGUUUCUGCUGAAGAAUCGUUUCGCCGGCAGCCCGUUGGAUGGUUGA